Drepanopeziza brunnea f. sp. 'multigermtubi' MB_m1 is the source of this 957-nucleotide messenger RNA. NCBI's taxonomy places the organism in Eukaryota, Fungi, Ascomycota, Leotiomycetes, Helotiales, Drepanopezizaceae. The record is from RefSeq and is a predicted model, not a curated record.
AUGUCCUUCGCUACUAAAAGCACGCAUCACGCCAACUACGACGAUGCUAAUGCUAGCGUUAUGCUUAUACACGUAGAUCAUAUUGAUCUUUCACUCCAAAUAGACUCAAUUAACAGCUGGACGUUACUAAGGCCAUUGAGACCUUGCCUUUCGAAGCGCACUCGAUACUCAGCUAGGUAUGCUGCUUUCGAAGCAGCAGAAGACCUUCAAUUUGCUACCGCUAACCCUUACGAGGCCUUGAGUAAUGACAGCGAAGUCUUUUCGGUAGACAACCAAAAGCCUAGCGAGAUAGAGCGUUUGCUACCCGCUUUAGAGUUCAGCGGCUCUAAAGAUAAUAUAUCGAAGAGAGAAAGGAACAAAAAUAGCCCUGCGGAGCGCUCUAUCAAAACUACCGAGCACUACAUUAAGACGGCACUUAAUAAUGCCGAGCUGCUCGUCGAGUUCUGGUAUAAAGCUGCUAAAGCGCAGGCAUACACUCGUGCUAAGCUACGUCGAGGCCUUAAGAUAAUGGAAGAUGUUAUAAACGAAGUAACGAGGCAACCUUUCCGUAAUGCUGCUCUUCGGAAUAAAGAAUCGAAGAGAGCCGAAGCCACUUCGCCUCCAAAGUCAACAUCGCUUAUUACCGAGACGAAAUUAAUCGAAGACCUUGAUAAUAAACCGAAAGGCCCGACUCCUUUUGGGCAAGACCACCAAGUUGCACAAGUUACUUCUACAAAGACCAUCGGUACAAAACGGAAGGCCGACAAAGAGCUUCUUAAUGCUUUUAAGACAUCAGUCCAGCCCCGGCAAAGCUGGAACUUGCCCGGUAUUAAGCUAGAUAAGCGUGCAAGUGAUACCCUUGACCCCGGUAAACGAUAUGCCAGGACUUCUACGUUCCAAACCUCGCUUAUUACAAGGAAGAGAAAAAGCUUGUUGUUAACAGAAAACGAGAAGGCUAUAAUGGCCAUCUUCGAUUAG